Haliotis rufescens (red abalone) is the source of this 850-nucleotide messenger RNA. RefSeq lists its product as uncharacterized. The coding region runs from base 218 to 850 and encodes 210 amino acids. Lineage: Eukaryota; Metazoa; Mollusca; Gastropoda; Lepetellida; Haliotidae. The record is from RefSeq and is a predicted model, not a curated record. The transcript has a single exon.
CUCUCUGCGGUUGGGUAGCCUGGUAGUUAAAGCGUUCGCUCGUCACGCCAAAGACCCGGGUUCGAUUCCCGACUUGACUUAGAUAAUUUUGUUGAUGGCAUCCUGCAGUGCCGAAAAUACCAACUGUUCUUAUCAUUGAAAGAAGGAACUAUUCAGGCAUGCUGAUGAGCUUGGCGAAUUCACCAUUUUGAGAAACAAGCGAGAGGAAGUGAAGUUGAUGCAGUGUUAUGAUGGUGAUGUUGCAGCAGUUCAACUUUCAGUGGUCAUUAGGCCUUCUUUUGAAGCCACAGUUUAUGCUCAUCGACAUGAUAUUGGUCAUGAUCAUGAAUUGUGGAUUGGUUUGCCAAAAUACUUCACAACUGUAAGAGACGUUAUGCAACUUUUGUCUAAACUGUCAACAUACCAUGUUUGUUUUGGAAAUUACAAGGACAGGUUUGCUCACUUGAUUCCAGUUGGUGCAGGAAUUAGUGAAGGAGCUACUUCAACUAUAUCUGCAUACAGAGAAGGAGACUUUGGUGCCAACAUAGAUGGAAUAGCGUAUAGUUCCACAAUCCGUUCAUUGAUGUGUCAGUUUCUGAUUUCACGGAGAGACAGAUGUGGUCCUUGCAGCAGAUACAGAGCCACACUCCGAGCUAAUGCUAGAAGAGAGAGUCUGUCCCCGAAAACCCCUAAACUAACUUCAUUUACUCAUACUACCCACAAGAACAUGUCAAAGAUGGAAGUCAUCCAGAAGUAUGAACUGAUGAAAAGCAGCCGCAAUUCCAUUCAGUCUGAAAUGGAGCGUUUGAAGAGAACAAUAAGCCAGACAAUUUCCCAGAAAGGUCUUACGCUAAGUGUUUCAAGCGACUGA